Messenger RNA from Solanum lycopersicum (tomato), 1823 nucleotides. Its product is annotated as ethylene-responsive transcription factor WRI1. Gene Ontology annotation, molecular function: DNA-binding transcription factor activity; DNA binding. Gene Ontology annotation, biological process: regulation of DNA-templated transcription. The record is from RefSeq and is a predicted model, not a curated record. Lineage: Eukaryota; Viridiplantae; Streptophyta; Magnoliopsida; Solanales; Solanaceae.
CCCCAAAUGCAAUUCAUGUAUUUCUUCUCUGUCUAUGCUUAAUUUGGUAAACCACUUUGGUUUACCAGAAAAGCAAAAUAAGAAAAGAUAGUUGAAAGGAAGAAAAGAAAACGAACCUUUAUUUUCUUCUUGUUGUUCUUAAUUCAGAACACCAACCCAAUCUCUAUUUUCCGUCCCUCCCAUUUCUCUCCUAAAAAUUGAAAACCCAGAACACCCACAUUGCCAUUUUUAUCAAUUGAAAUUUUUUUUUCCUGUGCAAAUAAAAAAAUGAAGAAAUCUCCAUCUUUUUCUUGCUCUUCCUCUUCUUCUUCAUCUUCAUGCAUUGAACAAAUCCAUGAAGAAACAGAGAAGCUUAACCUGAAGCCGAAGCCCAAACCGAAACCGAAACCCAAGCCCAGACUGAAACGUGCUAGUCGAGCUAAGAAAAUUGUAAAUGCUGAUUCACCAAGUAACAAUUCAUCUACAGCUAGAAGAAGCUCUAUUUUCAGAGGCGUAACCAGGCAUAGAUGGACAGGAAGAUAUGAAGCUCAUUUAUGGGACAAGAGUACUUGGAAUAGCAUUCAGAAGAAGAAAGGAAGACAAAUUUAUUUGGGAGCUUAUGAUAGUGAAGAAGCUGCUGCUAGAACUUAUGAUCUUGCUGCCCUUAAGUAUUGGGGACCAACAACUCUACUUAAUUUUCCGGUGGAAAGAUAUAGCAAAGAGUUUGAAGAAAUGCAGAGGCUAACAAAGGAAGAGUACUUAGCUUCAUUAAGGAGAAUGAGCAGUGGAUUUUCUAGAGGUGUUUCCAAAUAUCGUGGCGUAGCAAGGCACCACCAUAAUGGUCGAUGGGAGGCUCGAAUUGGACGGGUCUAUGGAAAUAAAUAUCUCUAUCUGGGAACUUACAGCACUCAAGAGGAAGCAGCUGCAGCGUAUGAUAUGGCAGCAAUUGAGUACAGAGGGCCUAAUGCAGUGACCAACUUCGACAUCAGCAGAUAUGCAGACCAUUUGAAGAAACUCCGCGAACCAGAUCUGUUAACAAAGGAGGAAAACACAGAGUCCUCUGCUGAAGUUCAAUCAAGUGAGGUGAUCGAACAGUAUCAGCCGGUUCAACAAGAGGAAAGCCAAUUUGAUUAUCAGCUAGCAGAAUUAGCUGCAGAACCAAUUGUAGUACCAAAGUUGGAGUUUACGCCUGCACUUGAUUUUGAUGAAGUGACUCAACCAAAAGUUCUGAAGUUGGAGUUUGCUGCUGAUUUAAUAAACGCAAAGGAUCAUGAGGAGGAAGAGGACUACCCGUGGAUGAACAUGUACUUGGACGACACAUUUGAUUCUCUCCCAGUUUCCGACUUCUCUCUUGAUAAACCAACCGAUUUGAUGGAUCUUUUCAACGACAACAGCUUUGACAACAACAUUGACUUCGAUUUCUAUGAGCAAUCAAGUGAGAAUGAGUUCAACCUGAAUGUAUUCUCCGACAGCAUGAUCAUCGAUGGGAUUGAAGCUGAUAACGAGGAAGUGAGGAACAAUCUGUCCAUCUCACCUACCUCAUCAUCAUCCAUGUCAAGAACAACAUCCAUUUCUAACGACAUGAAAGACGAUGGAGGUUUGGCAUCUUCGACAAUGUAAGAUGUUUGGAGUAAGAACUCAGCUUGGUGUUAAGUAUAUUAAUUAUAAGUUUGAUAGGAAACCUUCUUCCUAGUUUUAGUUGCUUUUUAAUAUUUCCUAGAUAAUAUAGAGACACAAGCAGAAGGCCUUGUGACUCCUUUUUUCAAUUAGUUUCACCAAAUAUGAACUCCUGCUGUUUAGCUGAAAUGUUGCUUAGUAAACUUUCUUGGUUUCAGUUUCAUUUG